AUGUGCUCGCAGCAGGUCGAGCUGGGCUUCGUGGAAGAAGCGGCACCUUGGCGGCUGCGCAGUGACCAGUUCCCUUGCAAGGCCGGGGGCAGGCCGGCUUGGCUGGGCGAGGCCGGCUUGCCGGGGCCCUCUGAGCUGCGGUGCGGCGUGUGCGGGCAGCCGUGCGCGUUCCUCUUGCAGCUCUACGCGCCGGUGCAAGAGCGGCCCGAGGCCUUCCACAGGACCCUCUUCCUCUUCGGCUGCCGCCAGCCUUCUUGCUACCGCCCCGCCGGCCCAGCCCCGGGCAGCCUGAGAGUUUUUAGGAACCAACUUCCAAGAAAGAAUAAUACUUACUCUUAUAAUCCACCGCCUGAAGAACCACCUUUGGAAGAAUUACCUUCUGUGAAUCUGCAGCUAAAAUGUGGAGCUAUGCUUUGCAGAGUCUGUGGUUGCUUGGGACCCAGCACAUGUUCCAAAUGUCAUAAGGCUCAUUAUUGUAGCAAAGACCAUCAGAUCAAAGAUUGGAAAGCAGGACAUAACGUAUCAUGCUUGCAGCCUGAAGAUGUAAUUCCGGAUCAUAAAUUUCUGUUCCCCGAGUAUGAAAUUGUAAGAGAACAUGAGGAGUUGGAUUCUGCUGCUGUCAGUGACACAGAGCAGGAAGAUUUAGACAAAAUUGAGGAUACAACAACAGGUAAUCUAGAUGAAGCUUCUGAAUUAUUAGACGAGAUGUCCUUGGAGAUGAUGGCAAAACAUGAAACUCAGGAAGAUAGAAUUUUUCAAAUAUUCAAAGAAAGGAUAUCUUUGGAACCAGAACAGGUGAUCAGAUACUGCAGAAAUGGAGAUGGGCCCAUCUGGAUUUCAGGGUUAAAUAUUCCUCGAGACACAGAUAUUCCUAACUGUCAGUGUGGUAGUAAAAGAGUAUUUGAAUUCCAGGUGAUGCCGCAACUUCUAGCUCACUUAAAUGUCGACAGUCUUGGAGAAAGUAUUGACUGGGGAACACUGGCUAUCUACACAUGUGCUGUGAAUUGUGAUCUAGGAAACCACUAUGUUGAAGAGUUCAUCUGGAAGCAGGACAUUUCCAAUUCUGUUUAAUGUCUGCAAAGCUUAAGCAGUGAGAUAAGUUUCUUCCGUUAUCAUAAAUUUUUCUCACCUUUUUUAAUAUUCAACUGAUAACAAUGAUCGCCAUUGCUUCAACUUCCACAUCAGUUAUAGAAUAAGAAUAUAAAAUCAAUCUGAGACCAGAGAGGUGAUUAUUUUGCUAGAACUUUGAAAUGAAAAAAAAUCAAAUCAUGAUAGACAUGAUACAUUCACUAUAGUAAAGAAUCAAGUGAUAAAUUGUUUCCACUGUUUAUUUUCCUCCACCCAUUCCUGAAACCUUUCCCAUUGCCACCCUUGGUAAAGGAUCUUAAGAGCCUGUCUGAAUAUGCUUUAGGUGAAUUUGCUCUUGUGUUACCAUUGGUUGCUUUAUGGGAGAGAUCCUCGUCACUUAUUCUUCAUUGUGCUUAUUUUGGUUAUAGUCUGGUUCAAAGGACUAACUACUUUGAAAUAUAAUUUAACAAACCAGGAAAGUUUUGGCAAAACCAGGUGUGGAAUGGAAUUAGAAACACGGAAUGUAUAGUUUAUUCCGUUAUAUAACUAUGGAACUAUAGUGGGAUCAUCCCAUCCAGGCACCGAUUCUUUAGUUUCUUUGAUGAGAAAUUGAAAUAAAAGAUUAGCAUCCUUGAAACACAGUUUAGUAAAAAGGCAAAUGAAGCACAUUUUUAAAAAAUACUCUUCAGUAUGUUGGCUGGAAUAUGCCAUUCAUAUUUGAGAAGACGUUCACUCAUUCAAGAAUCUAGAAUUUUCACAUUCAUCCUGUUGGAAAAGAUUGUUUUCAUUAAGAAAUUAGUUGACAAUUCACAAAAUGAAUAAUGGCUAUUUGUCAUUGCAGUGGAAAUAAACCAGUGGAAUGAGUCUUGAAGUACAAAUAGAUAGGAAACUUUAAUUUUGAGUUCUAAGUUUCAAUGAUGAUUUACAAUGUAUUUCAAUAAAAAUGGAAAAUAAGCUAUG
Messenger RNA from Protobothrops mucrosquamatus (brown spotted pit viper), 2028 nucleotides. RefSeq names its product programmed cell death 2 (gene PDCD2). The transcript has 6 exons. Lineage: Eukaryota; Metazoa; Chordata; Lepidosauria; Squamata; Viperidae. Bases 1 to 1071 code for a protein of 356 amino acids. The record is from RefSeq and is a predicted model, not a curated record. Gene Ontology annotation, cellular component: cytoplasm; nucleus.